AUGUCGUCAUCAUCGGUACCCCAGCCCACACAAUCAACUAUUGCAAGUGGAGAUGAAAGCGACUAUAUGGUAGAUGUUGAACCUGACAAUGAAGAGGAGGAGGAAGAUGAAGACACUCUACUGGAAAAUGACCAUGAUCAGAAUGAUAGUGAUGGAGGUGAUGAUGAACAUCAUGAUAAUCCCAUAACACAGGAGACUGUUAUUCCUACGUCCAAAAAUGUGGUUAUUCCACCAUCAUCAGAUAUGACACCAUUUUGGGAUGACAUCCCACACUAUGAGGCUGUUAAUUUUGAUUAUCCGAACAAAGACAUACUGGAUGUUGAAGGCUUAGGUCGUGGUCCGUGGACAAGAGGAGACGAAAUGUAUGUGAAACAAGAGUUCCGGUCGAAGAGCGAUGUUCAAGCUGCUAUAAAACAUUACUGCAUGAAUGAGCAUCAAGAAGUUGUAGUGGUUGAAAGUACUACCACGAAGUUGUCUAUGAAAUGCCAUAAGCAUGAAGAAGGCUGCAAUUGGCGAGUAAGGGCAAUUAAACCGAAGAAUAGCAACGGCUGGGUAGUCAUUAAAUGGGUUGGAAAACAUUCUUGUGUCAGCACAAUCCUUUCUCAAGAUCACAAACAACUUGAUUCAUAUUUUAUAUCUGAGGCCAUUCUAGACAUGGUGAAGGCUUCGCCGUCGGUGGCCGUUAUCUUGAUACAAGAACGGGUUACUGCCCUUUUUGGAUAUAAUGUUUCUUACAGGAAGGCGUGGAUGGGAAAGCAGAAAGAAAUUGCUAAGAUUUACGGAGAUUGGGACGAGUCAUACGCAUUCUUGCCAAGAUGGUUCGCACACAUGUUGAAUUUUUCUCCAGGGUCAGUUUACCAUAUUCAACAUGGACCGUGUGUCAUGAAUGGACAAGUUAUUACUGGGUCCAGGGUUUUUCAACGUGUUUUCUGGACUUUCGGUCAAUGUCGGGAGGCGUUUAAAUGGUGUAAACCAGUCAUACAGGUCGAUGGUACGCAUCUGUACGGUAAAUAUAAAGGGACAUUAUUGAUCGCCACAGUGCAAGAUGGAAACAAUGAGGUCUUGCCAAUCGCAUUUGCGGCGGUUGAAAGUGAAACAAAAGAUGCAUGGGAAUAUUUUUUGGCAUCCAUCCGAAUGCAUGUAACCAAUAAGACUGGUAUAAGCCUUAUUUCGGAUCGACACAAAAGCAUUUUAUCAGCAGUGGCCAAUCCAGACAUUGGAUGGCAACCUCCUAAUGCAUACCAUGUGUUUUUCCUUCGUCAUGUAGGGAGCAAUUUUAAUACACGAUUCAAGGAUCAAUACAUGAAGGGUUUUCUAAAGAAGCUAGGAUAUAUUGCAAAUAAAGACUACUUUGAUGUUGCGUAUGCCGAGUUCUACAGCAUUAGUCCAGAAGUCGCUGCAUGGAUUGAGGUUGUUCCAAAAGAGAAAUGUACUCGAAGUUACUACAAGUGUGGACGAAGAUAUGGUCACAUGACAACUAACUUGUCUGAAUCAGUGAACAGGGUUUUCAAGGGAGCGAGGAACAUGCCAAUAACUUCUUUGAAAGAUGUUGAGAUUGGAAAGCGUUUCUCAAAAACCAUUUCAGAAGCGAUGACAAAGAACAGUGAGAGGGCUACAUCGAUGCGUGUUCGGGAGUAUAACGUGGCGCGCACCUCAUUUGAAGUCGAUGACCAAGGAAAUACAUUUUGGGUUAACCUCAAUGAUGGGAAAUGCCAAUGUGGUAAGUUUCAAGCAUUCAAAAUUUCGUGUAGCCAUGUUAUUGCAUCAUGUAAGAAGGUAGCCCUUGAUGUUGAGCAAUAUGUGGAUCCGGUGUUCUCUGUAAACUCCAUUAUGCGUGUCUACUCUUAUCCAUUUCUGCCGAUUGGUAGUGAAGAUAGAAUUCCCCCACAUCCCAGACCAAAGCUUGUUCCUGAUGUCUCAAUGAUGCGUGGACAGGGGCGUCCUAAAUCUACACGUAUUCGCAAUGAAAUGGACGAACUUAAGGACCAACCAAUUUACUGA
Molecule: messenger RNA, 2001 nt
Organism: Gastrolobium bilobum
Lineage: Eukaryota; Viridiplantae; Streptophyta; Magnoliopsida; Fabales; Fabaceae
Exons: 5
Coding region: 1-2001 (666 amino acids)
Molecular function (GO): zinc ion binding
Source: RefSeq, a predicted model, not a curated record